Molecule: messenger RNA, 945 nt
Organism: Neogale vison (American mink)
Lineage: Eukaryota; Metazoa; Chordata; Mammalia; Carnivora; Mustelidae
Gene: RNF148
Product: ring finger protein 148
Exons: 2
Coding region: 1-945 (314 amino acids)
Source: RefSeq, a predicted model, not a curated record
AUGUGUCUUUCAAGUCUUAGACUGAAUGGAGGAAUGAGCCUACUUCGAACUACUCCUUCAACUCAUAGUUCUGUUUCAUCCCAACUGUUGAGGCUUAGCGUCUUUCUACUACUUAGCCUUCCUGCCUCUAAAGGAAAAGCCAUUUGGACAGCCCACCUGAAUAUAACCUUUCAGGUGGGAAAUCGGAUUAUAUCAGAAUUAGGAGAGAGUGGCGUUUUCGGAAAUCAUUCUCCUUUGGAAAGGGUGUCUGGUGCGGUGGUACUUCCUGAAGGAUGGAAUCAGAAUGCUUGUAAUCCUAUGACCAACUUCAGCAGGCCUGAACAGGCAGACUCUUGGUUGGCCCUCAUCGAACGGGGAGGCUGUACUUUUACACAUAAGAUCAAUGUGGCAGCAGAGAAGGGAGCAAAUGGGGUGAUCAUCUAUAACUAUCCAGGUACCGGCAACAAAGUGUUUCCCAUGUCUCACCAGGGAACAGAAAACAUAGUUGCCGUGAUGAUAGGCAACUUGAAAGGCAUGGAACUUUUGCACUUGAUUCAGAAGGGAGUCUAUGUGACAAUCAUCAUCGAAGUGGGGAGAAUGCAUCUGCCAUGGCUGAGCCAUUAUAUCAUGUCUCUGUUCACCUUCCUGGCUGCCACAGUUGCCUACCUUUUCUUGUACUGUGCAUGGAGACCUAGGGUGCCCAAUUCUUCCACCAGGAGGCGAAGACAGAUAAAAGCAGAUGUGAAGAAAGCUAUUGGUCAGCUUCAACUGCGCGUGCUCAAGGAAGGGGAUAAGGAACUAGAUCCAGAUGAAGACAGUUGUGUUGUUUGCUUUGACAUUUACAAACCCCAAGAUGUAGUACGUAUUUUAACUUGCAAACAUUUUUUCCAUAAGGCAUGCAUUGACCCCUGGCUUUUAGCCCAUAGGACAUGCCCCAUGUGCAAGUGUGAUAUUCUGAAAACUUAA